Messenger RNA from Mucor velutinosus, 549 nucleotides. RefSeq lists its product as uncharacterized. Gene Ontology annotation, biological process: positive regulation of protein phosphorylation; cell division; signal transduction. The coding region runs from base 1 to 549 and encodes 182 amino acids. The record is from RefSeq and is a predicted model, not a curated record. NCBI's taxonomy places the organism in Eukaryota, Fungi, Mucoromycota, Mucoromycetes, Mucorales, Mucoraceae. The transcript is spliced from 3 exons. Gene Ontology annotation, cellular component: nucleus; cytoplasm. Gene Ontology annotation, molecular function: protein kinase activator activity.
AUGUUGGUCAAGGGCAACUUUAAAACAAUCACUGAAUUACCAAAAUACAUUGAUAUAGAUGAAUGGCUUGCGUUCAACACGUUUGAAUUCUUCAAUCAUAUCAACAUGUUUUACGGCUCAAUUACUGAUUUUUGUACGCCACAGAUGUGCCCCUCCAUGUCUGCUGGGCCAGGGGUUGAAUAUACCUGGGUUGAUGCGUCCUCCAAAAAGAUCAAGCUUUCAGCACCGCAAUACAUUGAUUACAUGGCAUCCAGCAUACAAAAUAUGAUGGGAGACGAGACACUAUUCCCCACAAAAGCAGGCCGAGAUUUUCCACGAGAAUUUCCUCAACUCGUUCGACGCAUUUUCGGGCAGUUGUUUCGAUUAUUCGCUCAUAUAUACCACCACCAUUACGACAAGAUCCUGUCUUUACAUGAGGAACCUCAUUUGAACUCGCUGUUUGCACAUUUUAUAUCGUUCGCCAAAGAGUUUGAUCUAUUAGAGAAGAAGGAAAUUCAGCCAUUGCAAGAAUUGAUUGAUGUGAUGAUGAAAGAUGGCAUUAUUUCGUAG